Molecule: messenger RNA, 318 nt
Organism: Mitosporidium daphniae
Lineage: Eukaryota; Fungi; Microsporidia
Exons: 1
Coding region: 1-318 (105 amino acids)
Source: RefSeq, a predicted model, not a curated record
AUGGUUUCGAUUGCCCACCAAAUAAAUAUUUACAAGUUUCUAGAUCGUAAGGCCCCUGCUAAGCACUUUCUUGCCUCAAGCAAAAUCUUAAGGGGCGGUCGGAGCCUGCCAAAAAUUUCGAUACAACACUCUGAUGAGGAAGCUGUAGAAAAAUCAUUCAAAGAUCCGAAAAAAGGCAAUAGUGCUGAUAAUGGCGGUAAAGGAGACGGCCUUAUUCCAAGCACAAGUGCAUAUCUAAUGGACAGGCGAGAAAUAACCUCCGAAAUGCAUGGGACACCCACAACCAAUGAGAUGGGAAUCAUCUGGUCCUCCAUUUGA